AUGACUAACAUCUCAGCAGCACGAUAUGAGCAUCUUUCAAAAUGUAUAUCAUCAUCAGUCACAGCUGCAAUCGAGGAAAUCAUCGAUAAAUCAGGAGAUAACAAUGUAAAUUUGCUAAAGAAAUUAACUGAAGAUAUUAAUGUAAUUCUAACCUGCACAAUAAAAUCCGAGCAGGAGGAUUAUAUUGAAAAAAUCUCAUACGACCUCGAAUGCGCACUUAACGAGAAAAGAGAAUUGCAAACUCAAUUAGAGAAGCUUUCAAAGAAACUGAAAACUACGAAAUCGCUAUUACAAGAACAGAAUAUUGCAUAUAUCAAUAAAACCAGAGAAUUAGAAAAUUCCCUUCAUGAAACCAACUGGAAACGAACAGUUCAAGAAGGAAAAUACCGAGAAAGUAUUAAAGAAAAGGAUCAAAUUAUCAAUAAUAUGAAAAAUUCUUUGAAAUCUAUAAGAAAUGAGAUACUUGAGCUUAAAAACAGUAUUUUAGUACUUAAUUCUUAUUAUGCAAAGCAGCAUGCUAAACAAAAACUUUAUAUAGAACGUGUUAAGCAAGUUACCCAUGAAUCUUUUCAAAAUUCGAUUUCCACAAUUACAAAGCAAAACUUAGAGAGCGAAACCAGGUCAAUCAAUAGCUUUAAUGAACAAAUUUAUGAAGAACAAGCAAGAAAUGCUUCAAUGAAAAACUCAAUUAAUAGGAUUUUAAAUACAUUAACAGAAUUUUCACCAAAUAAGUCAAAAUACAGCUUCACAGCAGAUAAUUUUACAAAAAAGGAAAAAGAAUUCCAUCAAUUUAUUAUUGAAACUAUGCAAUUUCAAAAAGAUAACGCUUAUCAAUCAAUAAAGCAAGAGCUUCAACUUGCGAUUCCUAAUAUCAAGUUAGAUGAAACUGCAGAUAUUGUGAACGUGAUUUCGCAGCAUUGUAAUCAAGAAUUAAAAGAAUGCCCAAAUUGUAAUCAAAAACAGCUUGAAAUUAAUGAAUUGAACCACCAAAUUGAAGAACUUAAAGAGAAACUUGAGAAAACUCAUACAAAAGUCCAACAAAUCAAAUCUCAGCCAGAAGAAACAAUUUCAUAUGAAUCUGUUAUUACUGAUUCAGACGAUUGGGAGAAAAGAAGAAAGGAAUUGGAAAGGAAAAUUACUACACUUAGUAAACUUACAAAAAGUCCUUUAAAAAGCAUGCCAAAUUAA
Trichomonas vaginalis G3 is the source of this 1188-nucleotide messenger RNA. RefSeq lists its product as uncharacterized. The record is from RefSeq and is a predicted model, not a curated record. The transcript has a single exon. The coding region runs from base 1 to 1188 and encodes 395 amino acids. NCBI's taxonomy places the organism in Eukaryota, Parabasalia, Trichomonadida, Trichomonadidae.